Vollenhovia emeryi is the source of this 4800-nucleotide messenger RNA. It is a transcript of the gene Ntan1, whose product is annotated as protein N-terminal asparagine amidohydrolase. The transcript is spliced from 8 exons. The coding region runs from base 844 to 1827 and encodes 327 amino acids. NCBI's taxonomy places the organism in Eukaryota, Metazoa, Arthropoda, Insecta, Hymenoptera, Formicidae. Gene Ontology annotation, molecular function: protein-N-terminal asparagine amidohydrolase activity. Gene Ontology annotation, biological process: ubiquitin-dependent protein catabolic process. Gene Ontology annotation, cellular component: nucleus. The record is from RefSeq and is a predicted model, not a curated record.
CGAGCGGAGUGAACGUAGACGCGCACUCGGGCAGUGCGCGGACCGGACGGACAGUGCAGCGGGACGAGCGAGCGAGCGUUGGCUACGCCGGGGGAGUUAGUGGAUUUUGCCGAUUUUUCCCGGGCUGUCAAGCGCGCGCUCCGAGCGGAGCGCCCUACUCUCGCGGCGCGUGAAAGCGGUGCUUCGUGAGUGAGACGCCCCUAGCGCGAGCACGCCUCGCGCGUAUCUCUCUUCGCCGCCUUGCUCUAUCUAUUUCUCUCUCUCUCUCUUUUUCUCUCUUUCUCUCUCGCGCGCGCGCGCCCGCUCUGUCAUCCUUUCUUUCUCGCGCUCUCCGUAUCUCUCCCCGCCGCGCGCUCGGCAUCCGCGUGCUCGUCUCUUUCCCGUCGCGGUACGCUCGAUAAUCGUACGCUCGCGGACAACGACGGCGAUCGCGACGCGAGACGGUGACGUCCGUCGCGACACUGACGUUUUUGCCUCCGAUCGGCUGCCGCGCCGCGUCGCGUGUGCACCACCAGUUGCGUGUUGCGUAACUGCAUUUUACACAACAGCCCGCCGCCUCUCUCUCUCUCUCUCUCUCUCUCUCUUUCACUCGAGUCCCGCGGGUGCAUCGGCCCUGUCCCUCCCGCGCCCCUUCCGCUUCGCUCCGCCUCGCCGAAGGAGUUUGGCGCUACGGAACCUUGGUAUCUUGACGUCUGGAGCGCACGACUUCGCUGCUGUAUCUCGCGGAGCACAUAGUAAUAGCGCGACGGAUGCGCGGCCGAAGAGGCGGAAGUACCCAUUGACCAUGGCGGCGGGAACGUGCCAAUUCGCCUGAGAGGACAGUAUCUGAAGAAAUCCGCAAGGAUGGUGCUGGUGGUGGGCGGGGUGGUCCUGCAGGAAGAGAUUCCUGCGGACAGCAGGUCCUUGUACGCGGCCCAUCCGGUAUACCGCGAGAGCGCGGCCCAGCUGCACUCGAUGCCGGCGAAACUCGUGGGCCCGGUGGGCCUCCUUUACGUUCAACAACGAGAAAUGGCUGCGACACUGCCGCACGACAAGAACGUGAGCAUCCUCGGUUCGGACGACAUGACCACAUGCAUAAUCGUUGUCGUCAGGCAUUCCGUAAUCGUAAGGGCUGCGAAUGUCGCGUCCUCGAAUAUUUCAGGCUCGGGCGCCGCCGCUCUGGCGCACCUUGACGGCUCUGGAACGGAAGAUGCCGCGGCAGCAAUGAUUCAGAGGGUAACGGAACUCACCCUCGGAUACCCCGAAGGUCGCUUGGAGCUGCAGUUGGUCGGCGGCUACUCCGACCCGAGAAACUAUUCCGAGGAAUUAUUCUACAAUAUACUUUCCGCAUUUCACAAGCAACCGGUGGAGAUCGAUCUAACGCUGUGCUGCGUGGGCGAGCUGAACACCACCGUGAGAGGUGGGAUUCAUUGGCCGUUGAUCUACGGCAUCGGGCUGAACGUGAAGACGGGCGAGAUCUUUCCCGCGACUUUCCCCGACAAAGGUCCAGAUCAGGCACUGAGGUGCGCCAGACAGUUGACCGGAGGUCAGCAGGUGCGUGUUUUGGACAUAUACGAUUGCGCAUUGGGAUUACUUAGAAUCGGCCCGUUUAACUACGACCCCCUGCGUGGCGUGGAUCUCUGGCUGGCGCAAACCGAUCAGUUCAUCCUGCAGCACCUGUCCACGUCGCCGGAGGUGGAGCAACCACAUUUCGUAUCGCAGGUUCGAGCGACGCUCAAGUAUAUCCAAGACAAUCAAUUUCCGGCCGUCACCGUCUUCCGGGAUAACAGACCUCAUUACUACCGCCGAGACGAAACCACCGGUGUUUGGCAGCCAAUGCGAUAUUAAAGGUCUUCAACAAGCCGCAGAUUCAGUUAGGGCUUAGUGAUUGUUCGACGAAAUUUACGAGCGACACCAAGUAUAAUAUUAAUUCGCGGAUCGACAAAGUACGGAGCUGGGUGAUCAAAUCGUAGGAAUUUAAAUCAAUUAGUCGAAUUUGGUAUUGCGCCUUCUGAAGAUCGCGGUGUCUCCGCCGGGGUUGUUUAAGUUCUAAUGAGCCCGUUUGAAAAAGAUCGACUCGCAUUUACGAUUGGCGAGCAAAUUGCGGAAGUCGGCGUGCAAUAAUUGCAGUCUUCGUCGGCUGGCAAUUAUCUGUGAUCGACGAGAAAAGGACGUCCGAUCGGGAAGAAGCCGUGGGAUCGAGUAUCGAUCGAAGCGGUCGUAAUCAGCGCGUUGGUCGAUGCCUUUAAGGCCUGCUCACACCGGAAGACGUCUCACAAAGCCGUAUUGAACCCAGAAUUACACGACAUUUGCAUUAUCGAAUGCGAUUUCUAAUGUUCACAAAUCAAUUACCGAAUGGUGGAGUUUACUCUAUUAUCGUGGAGUAAGCUAUGAGAAAGAUAAAAUAAAAUAAAAAUAAUUUUUCGACAAACGAUUUCCCGAAAAUUUAAAUAUUCUGCAUUAGGACGCAGAUAUUUAUUUUACUUUACACACGUUUAUACGUACUCGAUAAUACUGUUUUCUAAAUGAUAUAAUAUAUGUAUAAGAAACUUUUCCCAUCGUGCAGUUAUUGCAGCAAGCUUUCAAUGAUUUUCGAGAAAUUGUUUUAGAUCAAUUUUCUUAAAGAAGAGAAGGUUACGACAGCUAUAAUAGCGGAAAUCAUAUUGAAGAUAUUAAACGAUUUGUCCCUUCUCAAAUUAAAUUUUACGAAGGAUUUUUAAUUAAAAAGUAUUUUCAUUGCGGGACAUCAUCAGAAAUUUCAUAGACGACAAAAACUGCCACAACGCAAGCGACUGAAACAGUAAUCGAACUUGGAUUUUUCGCUUGUCGAGCAACUCUUACUUUAUACGACUUUAUAUACACGACUUUUGAAAAAUCUUACAAAGAAAAGCGGAAAAGGAUUUUAUAAAACGCGCGCAUAUUUCUGUUGCGUACACGCACAUAUACACAUUCACUCUUUGGAAACAUCUUAAAAAAAUAAUACGCAUUCACAUUAGCGUGCGGCGCACGACAACUUCAGUUGUGACUAGGCCUAUAUGUGCUGAAUACAUUGGCAUUGUUGAAUUUUAUCUUUUUGUUAGGUGCUUACGUGCGCAACGGUCGAACUUUGGUCGUUAAGGUGUUAUUAGUCGUACGCGAUCGUUACUUCACCGUUGAACGUUUCCGUAUUAACUUUCUUCGUUGCCAGGGCGUGCAUUUAGCGCUAAAUCCAACUCGCGUCUUAUCUUUACAUUACGUGCAAUCGUCGUAACAGAUAACUAACUCGAUGGUAAAGAAUCCCAUUUGGUGCUAAACGCGCGACCGAAAAUACGAUUCUAUGCACACGUGCGAGGACGCUUGUCCUUCAUUCUCUUCCUUCUCGUUUUAUUUCUUUCCGUCGGAUUGCGAAGGUUCGAGCAACGAAUAAUUUCGUGUUUGCCAUAAUAAAAAGAAAGAAAGUUAGACGAAAGAUAGAGCGGCGAAGUAUAGAAGAGAUAAUGUAUAUAAUAUUUUCAGGGUUGUGCCCGAGUCUUUCGGGUGAGGGAAAGUUCCUUUGCCUCGACGCAGUUAGUUUCGCCGAGGGAACGCGAAUUCCUUCGAAAAUUCAUGCGCGGAUUAUUAAGUAAUCGUGUGCGAGUCGUUGAUGUCUCGCGGGAAUUUUACCAAAUUGUGCGUACUCUACGAAAGACAUCUCUCUCUCUCCCUCUCUUUCAACUUUUUGGAGCGCUCGCCAAACAUCAGAGCAAUUACAUUUAAUUAUUCACGAAGUGGGAGAGAUGUCCAAGGUAAAACGUUAGCCGUUGCGUCAUCCAACGAUUCAGACACGCGAGACCGAUGCGUAAAAAGUUGUCGAGAUAAUACAUAAAUGCGUAAUAAGACGGGACAAUUCGAUCACCCCGGAGAUCGCGUCAACGUCCGAUAUAGAUUUCCUAUUUGUUGUUAGAGAGUAUGGGCGUGAUAUUGCGAUCGAAGAAUCAGAAUGACGAGGCCUUCCCUUACCUGUGGAUUCAUCGAUUAAGCCGAAAGGUAAUCACCCUCCGGAUAGCAUUCGAGAGCACAGCUCUACAGAAGAAACUCAGCCAGAGUAUCAGAAAGUUUCAUAUCUCGAUAUUUGAAUACAGUUUUCAUGAAACAAUUCGGAAGCUCGAUAAUUCGACAUUAUUGUUGAGCGUUCUUAUCUCUUUUGAGAUGAAUAUGUAAUAGUUGUUUCGAUAAUAUACUUGAAAAAUUCCUUUCACAAAGCUAUGGUCUCGAAGCCUUGGAGUAGUGCGUAAAGGAAGGGUGCGUUUACAAUUUUCCAUUGUUCUAGUGAUACAUAAGCUAAUUGAGGUUGAUAUUAAUAAUAACGAUGACGACGAUGAUCAUAAAUGAUAUUGCUGAUGAUAACGAUAUUUCCUAGAAAUCGAAGAGAUAUAUUUUUACUAUAUUAUGUAAAGAAAAAAAAGAAAGAAGAGAGCGAAUGCACUCGUGACGACGAGGCUCUCAGGAUCGAACUUGCGACCAGCUUUUCCUUUCCAAUCGAUCUACGCGAGUGGAGGAAGUAUGACGGUUUGCCACUUACUUUGUUGCUUCUGCCAGGAAAAUAUACGGCUUUCCUUGCUUGCGUCAUGAAAACUUCCCGGUGCAGCAAUACGAGUUACAUAUAUAUUUCUCUUUUCUUUUAAGUCCAUCAUAUCGUUUCUCCCCUUUCCCCGCCCGAACCUUUCCCUCCCUUUUUUCUUUUGUCCCCCACGGUAGCCUUUCCGUUCGAUCUCUAUCGCAUUCUUUCUCGCGUUACGCAGACGCAAUCUUACUACGUAAUAUUAUUUGGUGAUAUAUUUAUACAAUAAACGAUGAUAGACU